Arabidopsis arenosa is the source of this 663-nucleotide messenger RNA. NCBI's taxonomy places the organism in Eukaryota, Viridiplantae, Streptophyta, Magnoliopsida, Brassicales, Brassicaceae. The record is from the annotation of a GenBank genome assembly.
GACGGCGAAUCUCUUUGAGCUUCAAUUCCGGCGAUAUACAUCAUCAAAUCGGAAGUAAAAGGCGAAGCCUUUGUCAACAAUAAGCCGUGAUGCUCAUCUCCACCGUCGGCGUGGUCACCAACAGUAGUUCGUCGAGCCGACAUCAGUGGGUUCUGCAAAUCAAAUCGGAGAGAAAGGCGAUUCCAGUGGCUCCAAUCGCUUCCUCACGGUUUUAAGGAACAUUGAUCUAGUCUAUGGAGGUGGAAGCAUAGGUUUGAUGGGUUUGGUUUCACAAGCUGUUCAUGAUGGUGGUCGCCAUGUUAUUGGGUAACUCUUCAUCUAUUCACCAUUUAAGUGUCAUACUUGCUUACUCACAUAUCUUAAUAAGUCUCUCUUUUUUCUCAUCUUUGGUGUUAUUUGGCCACGGAGUUAUCUUAAUUAGGUUGCUGAUUUGAUGGCUUUUGUUGCAUCUGCUAGCUCUCCAUGGGAAGAAAAUAAAUCUAACUAUAUAGAUUCAUUUGGAAAUCAGUGUAUUUCUGUGUUCAGAACAAUUUGUCUACCAAGCACCACUGUAUUGAUUCGUGUAAGUUUCUUGCUUGUCUAUAUAUUUUUUAAAUGUUGUGAUGUUCUUUCUUGUAUAGUUUUUGUCUUUGAUGUGUUUUCCAAUGAAUCUUGUAUACUUUG